UCUUUCUCACACAUUCACACACUAGAUGAAAGAUCAAAUGGAGCCAGCAGAGAAAGAAUCAAUCAAAGCAGCAGCAGAAGAUAUCUGCAGAGAAUUCAAAACCCUUGUCAAUUCUGAGGAUUUGGAUUCCGUCAGGCAAUUACAGCACCUCAUAUUGGGACGACUACAGGACAGCAAUGCGGUUCUUUCACAUUUUAAUGAGUAUUCAGAGCAUUGCUUUGCAGAGGUCUCAGCUGAUUUCUCUAGGAAUACACGUCUCCUAAAAUCAAUGAAGUCAGACCUCGAUUACAUAUUUCAAAAGUUAAGGAGCAUGAAAGCGAAGAUCUUGGCUACCUAUCCUGAUGCAUUUCCAGAUGAUUCAACAAUAGAAGAACUUGAUAGAAGACCAGACCUUGAACUUCCUCAGUAAACUUUGGUCUGAGCAAGCUUUCUUGCUUUUUCAUUUGUCUCACAUUCUUUCUUAUGGCAGGGCGCUUCAGGAAAGACUGAUCAUGUUGAGUUCAUGUAAAUUAGUGGCAUAUCUAUAUCAUGUAUCUUUUCUUUCUUUUAGAUGACUACAUAAUGUGAUUCACUUUGCAAUAGCAUUCUAUAUGUCACCACAAUUUACUGUCUAAUAGUUUAAGGUAAUGCUAGGUUUGAUACGAAAGAUUUUACAGUUUCAAAGUCUUGACUUGCCAAAGUUUUGCAGACUUUCACAAGUACAAUUGCUAGGGCGGGUGUCAUUUUUUUGUCA
Molecule: messenger RNA, 733 nt
Organism: Coffea eugenioides
Lineage: Eukaryota; Viridiplantae; Streptophyta; Magnoliopsida; Gentianales; Rubiaceae
Product: kxDL motif-containing protein 1
Exons: 3
Coding region: 26-409 (127 amino acids)
Biological process (GO): lysosome localization
Cellular component (GO): BORC complex
Source: RefSeq, a predicted model, not a curated record